Messenger RNA from Caenorhabditis angaria, 8065 nucleotides. The record is from the annotation of a GenBank genome assembly. Lineage: Eukaryota; Metazoa; Nematoda; Chromadorea; Rhabditida; Rhabditidae.
AUGAUGACAACCGAUGUAUUUCUCCCGUUCAUUCUUCCUCUGUGAGACCUUUAACUUGGAUAUAUCGGUGAUCCUUUAAAACAUAGAAAAACAACACCAAAAAAGUAAAAAAAAAAACCCAUUCAAAAAUUAUUUUCAAACUCCCGCCGCUCUUCUUGCUACAGUAGUCUUCUCCUCUCUGUCUCUAACUAGCCCCGCCCAUUUGUUCUUUAUUUCUCUAAUGUAAAUUUUGAAAGGAGAGGGACGUUGGGAAAAUAUCGCCGUGGUGAUAUACCGUGUCGUGUGGGAGGUAUCAAAGUUUAUACAACAAAUGUUGGGAGAGAUCGAAUCAUUGUUGAUAUGGAUGUUGCGUAUGCGGGUGAUGCGGAUUUCACAGUUUCCUGCUGUGGUUUUACUGGCGGGAUGAAUAAUAUUCAAUUUUCUGGAAAAUUGCGAGCUAUUUUAAAACCACUUUUACCCUAUCCACCAAUGGUUGGUGGAGUUUCUGGCACAUUUUUGGAGAUGCCCAAAAUGGACUUUAAUUUGACUGGAAUGGGAGAGAUGGUUGAAUUGCCUGGAUUGAUUGAUGCGAUUCGAAGUGUUAUUAAUUCGCAAAUUGCGGCGCUUUGUGUUUUGCCGAAUGAAAUUGUUGUUCCACUUGCUCCCAAUGUUGAUGUCACUAAAUUAUACUUCCCGGAACCAGAUGUGAGUUUUUUGAGGGGAAACUUGAGCUAACUAGAUAGAUGCUGGAUGGUUCCAAGGGGUUUCCCAUGAAAAAUGAUUGAUUUUGGCCGAAAAAUAGCAAACGCGCUCUAUUGAACUCUCCCCGUUUUGUUGAAAAAUUUAAAAAUUCAUUUUUUUUCUGAAUUUUGAUUAGAAUAUUCCAGGUUUUCCCAUGAAAAUGAGGAAUUUUGACCCAAAAAUAGCAAACGCGCUUUAUUGAAUUAACCCCGUUUCUCUGAAAAAUUCAAAAUUUUAAUUUUUUUGUUCUUAUGAGUUUUGUGUAGAAAAUUCCAGGUUUUCCCAUAAAAAUAAUGGAUUUUGACCCUAAAAUAGCAAACGCGCUCCAUUGAACUAUCCCCGUUUCUCUGCAAAGUUCAAAAAAAAAAUGUUUUUUUAAUGUUUCCGAAUUUUGAAUAGAAAAUCCCAGGUUUUCCCAUAAAAAUGAAGGAUUUAGGCUUAAAAAUAGCAAAUGCGCUCCAUUGAACUUUCACCGUUUCUCUGAAAAAUUCAAAAUUUUAAUUUUUUUUCAAUCUGAUGAAGUCUUAGUCAAAAAGGGAUUUCGGCCCCCAAAAAUAGCAAACGUGCUCCAUUGAACAAACAAUUCUUCCUUCCAGGGCGUAAUUCGUCUCAAAAUCAUCGAAGCCAAAAAUCUGGAAAAUCGCGACAUCUCAUUCAUCAAAAAAGGCAAAUCCGAUCCAUACGCUGAAAUUCAAGUCGGCUCACAAUUUUUCAAGACUCGAACAAUCGACAAUGAUUUGAAUCCGAUUUGGAAUGAAUAUUUUGAGGCUGUUGUUGAUCAAGCUGACGGUCAGAAGUUGAGAAUCGAAUUGUUUGAUGAAGAUCAAGGAAAGGAUGAGGAAUUGGGAAGAUUGUCGAUUGAUUUGAAAUUGGUGCAAGCGAAGGGAACUAUUGAUAAGGUAAUGGAUCAAUUCAUCUGAAGAAAAAAUGAAUUUCGCGACAUUUUUUGUCGCGAAAUUGCAAUUCGCGAAACGACACGAAAUUAAUAAAAUAAAAGAGGAAAUAAUUUUUUCGUGUGUUGGGUCUUGCAGCGAUUACGUGUCCCUUUAAUGUUUCUCCUUUAUUUUUGUGUUUAUUUCGUGUCGUUUCACGAAUUGCAAUUUCGCGACAAAAAAUGUCGCGAAAUUCAUUUUUUCUUCAAAUGAAUUGAUCCAUAAAUCAUGAAAAAUUAUGGAUUUUUGGCUCAAAAAUAACAAACGCGCUCCAUUGAACUCUACCCAUCUCUCUGAAAAAUUCAAAACUUUAUUUGUUUUCUGGUUUUUUCAUGGAAAAUGACGGAUUUUUGGCUCAAAAAUAACAAACGCGCUCGAUUGAACUCCCCGCGCUUCUAUGAAAAAUUCAAAAUUUCAUUUUUUUUAUUCUGAUGAAUUUUGAGUAGAAAUUUCUUUUUUUUCUGUGGAAAAUGAAGGAUUUUGACUCAAAAAUAGCAAACGCGCUCUAUUGAACUCUUCCUGUUUGUCUAAAAAAUUCAAAAUUUUAAUUUUGAGUGAAAAUUCCUGGUUUUCCUUGAAAAAUGAUGGGUUUUUAGCUCAAAAAUAACACACGCGUCCCAUUGAACUUCCCGCGUUUCCUUGCAAAAUUCAACAUUUCAUUUUUUCUCAUUCUAAUGAAUUUUGAAUGAAAAUUCCAAAUUUUUCCAUGAAAAAUGAUGGAUUUUAGUCCAAAAAUAGCAAACGCGCCCCAUUGAACUCCCCGCGUUUCAUUGGAAAAUUCAACAUUUCAUUUUGUUGUUCUGAUGAAUUUUGAAUAAAGGCUUCUGGUUUUUUCAGUGGAACGCAUGAAUUUUGGCCCAAAAAUAGCAAACGCGCUCCAUUGAAAAAAAUAGCAAACGCGCUCCAUUGAAAAUUCCUCGUUUCUCUGAAAAAUUCAAAAUUUCAUUUUUUUUUUCUGAUGACAUCUGAACGAAAAUUUCUGGGUUUCCCAAAAAAAUGAGGAAUUUUGUCCGAAAAAUAGCAAACGCGCUCCAUUGAAAAUUCCUCGUUUCUCUGAAAAAUUCAAAAUUUCAUUUUUUUUUUCUGAUGACAUCUGAACGAAAAUUUCUGGGUUUCCCAAAAAAAUGAGGAAUUUUGUCCGAAAAAUAGCAAACGCGCUCCAUUGAACUCACCCCGUUUUUUCUGAAAAAUUCAAAAUUUUUUUUUCAAUCUGAUGAAUUUUGAGCCAGAAGUUCCUGGUUUCCCAUGAAAAAUGACGGAUUUUAGCCUAAAAAUAGCAAACGCGCUCUAUUGAACUCAAAAAAUUUUUUUUUUGAAUUUUGAGAAAACACAUAUUUUUUCCAGUGGUACCCAUUAGAAGGCUGCAAACACGGUGAUCUUCACAUCAAAGCCACAUGGAUGGAUUUAUCCUGCGAUCUUCGACAUCUAGAAAAACAAGAAUGGGAAUCCGAAUGGGGACAAGCUGAUAAACCAAUACAUUCUGCAUUAUUAAUGGUUUAUAUCGAUUCAAUCGCUGAUUUACCAUACCCGAAAUCAAAGCUUGAACCAUCGCCAUUUGUUGAAAUCACAAUGGGAAAAGAAACACAGCGAACACCGGUGAAAGUCAAAACUGUGAAUCCAUUAUUUCAAUCGAAAUUCAUGUUUUUUGUGCGACAUUUGGAAGGACAAGAGCUCAAAUUUGAAGCAUUUGAUGAUGGAACACGAAGAUCGCUGGGGACUUUGAAUCUACCGAUUUCGGCACUUCUUAAAGAACCAAAUCUCGAACAAAAUCAGCAGAUGCAUAUGUUGACACUUGGUGUGCAUCAAAGUCCAAUGGUUGUGACAACGAGAAUUCGGGUUGGUUAUUUUUUUAGGGAGGGAGGAGGGGGGGGGGGGAGGGGAUUUACAGUUGAAAUUUCGAAUUUUUAAAUUUUAGUAAACAUUUGUCAGUAGAGCGUAUUUGCAUUUUUUUUUUAAAUUUUGAGCUUGAAAAUUUCUCUAGGCGCUGGUCCUUGAGAAUUUGAAUUUCUAGGAGCGGCUACUUGAUAAUUAGGGUUUCUAGGCGCGGCUACUUGACAUAGAGGCUCUCGAGGCGCGGGCUCUAGGCAAUUAGAUUCUCUAGGAACGGCUCCUUGAGAACUAAGCUCUCUAGGUGCUGGUCCUUGACAAAUGCACUUUCUAGGAGCAGCUACUUGACAACUAGGGCUUGUAGGAUUGGCUACUUGGCAUAGAGUUUUCAAAGGCGCGACUACUUGGGAACUAGGCUCUCUAGGCUUGGCUACUUGACAACUACAAUUAGGCUUUCUAGGUACUGGUCCUUGAGAAUUUGAGCUUUUUGUCAAUUUUUCAAAAUUUUAACUGAUAUUUUCAGUUUCAGAAAAAUUCAUGAGAGUUUUUUUGACGCGAAAAUUUCAGUUCAAACAUUUUUGAAUUUUUUUGCGCUAAAUUCUAAAUGAAACUCUGGGAAAUUAAAAAAUCCCACUCAUAGAUAUUUAACGAGCAACUAAAUUCAAAAAUUUCUCUAAAAAAUAUUUUUUUUAUCCUGAAAAUUCGAAAAAAAAUCAGAAGUGUUUUUUUGGCGCAAAACUUUGAAUUUUCAAAUUCUAAAAAGCUAAUUUCAAAAUUUUCAAAAAAUUAUAUCAUCCCACUUCUAUAUUUCUUCACGGCCUUCUCAAUUUAUUCAAUUUUUCCUUAUUCAAUUUUUCAAAUUUUCAAAAAUAGCUUGCAUGUCACAUUGUCACCUGUGUUUUUCCUCCAAAUUGCAAUGUUUUUCUCCCAUUUUUCUAGGUAUUCUCGAAAUCGGAUGGAAAUCGUCAAAAAAUGGAUGAAAUUCGACAGGCAAAAUUGGACGAGGACAACCGGAAUCAUGUAGAUUUUUAGGGCUUUUUUCAGGCUUUGCUAAGGGAUCCUGCUACCAUUUUCACACCCGCUUCUUGCACUGUAUUUUAGAAAUGUAUAGAAAAAUUAUCGCAGAAUGUCAGAAGCUUCAAAUUUUACCGUAUCUCACUCAAAUUUUACCUCUGAAUGAAUCAAACUACAUACUUUUAAUUGAAAUUUUAGGCGGUUGUAAAAGGACGUGGAAAAUCUGCAAAUGGACAUUUGGAUCAUGAUGUUCUUGGAGAAUAUGGGAAUGGUAUGUAACUACACUAUAGUUAGUUCCCUUUCCAAAAAAAUUAUCUGAAAAUUUCCAGCAUUCCACAUCGAAAGAGCCAAGGAAAAUGGGGAUGUUGUGGCUGUCGAGCCAGCGAAAACUGUGAAUUUUGAUGCGGCUGAAGAUGAGAUUGAGGUGAAAUUGAAUGUGGAGAAUUAUCAAAUGUUGAGAUCGGAUUCGACAGGAUCAUUGAAUAGUGCGAAUCGAUCGAAUAGUCGAUUGGGGAGAUUGUUCAAAUCGAAACAUGAGAUGAAGAAGAGGGAGACGAGGUGGGGGUUUUUGAGGGGGAUUUAUGAUAUCAGAUGAGCUAAUAUGAAUUCAGAACCUGAAAUUACAGGUCGACAUUUUCUCCAAAAGCCAUUUUGCAAAGCCAAAAUUUUUACAAGUCUCAAUUCUUUUUUAUUUUUAGACAGAUUCCUGAAUGUAUUCAGAACCUGAAAUUACAGGAUGCGCUUAGAUUUUUAGUGAUAGUAGAAAUUUAAUUUUGAAACCACUGCUGAAAAUACAGAGGGCUGAAAUUUUUCGAAUUUUUCAAACCGAUGUUUAGGAUUCAGAAUUUUGUUUAAUAAUUCUGAAAGCGAAUUUGAUUACAUAAAAUUUUUCAGACAAGUUUACAAGGAAACGUUUUCAAUGUUCCCCCCUGAAAAAAAGUGAUACUAUGCGGAAAGUGUAGUACCCCCAUGGGUGUGAAAAAGCCCAAAGGGAAUUUGGAAACAAAAAUUUAUUUUCAUGGAAAAGUUGUGAUCGAAGAUCAAAAAAGAUGUCAUUUUCAAAAAAUCAUAAAACGGUUCAAAGUUCACGAAAAGUUUCGAUCAAAACAGGAUUCUGUAGCUAAAAUUGUCAAUUUUAAUCCUAUUUUAAUUGUGAUAUUUAAAAAAAUUAAAGAAAUUUUUAAAUUUUAAAAAUUCGAAAAAUUUGAUUUUUCUACCAGAAGAUGGAAGUUGUGUGAGAUGAGACUAGAAAAAUCAAAUUCUACGCCCAAAGUUACGUCUAUGGGCAUAUAUAAAUUGUUCGGUUCCCGGCCAUUUACAGACGGAAAAAAAUAAAAAUUAAUUUUUUGCGCUUAAAACCACCUAAACGGCAGUUUAGAAAUGUUUUCGCAUGCGGUCAAGUCGUUAAGUUCAUUAAUUACGGAGUUUUGAUACCCAGGUUCAAUCCCCGCUACGGGCAAAGCUUUCAAAAUGUCAUUUCUACAAUACCUUAACUAGGAAAUCCAAAUUGGAGCAUAUUUCCUUGAGUAAUGGAAACAAACAUUUGCAAAUUACGACCGAGUUGCAAGUGGUCUGCAACGUGCUCACUUGUGCAAUGUUUGCAGAGGGUCUGCAGCUAGUCUGUAGCAGACCUGCCAAAAAAUUAAAAAAAAACGUUGGCUUUCGAUUUUUUUUCUAUUCUUUGUUUCCUCAAGAUUUCAAAUCUAAUUUUCAACUACUCUCUGCAGACGUUGCGCAAGCGAGCACGUUGCAGACCACUUGCAACUCGGUCGUAAUUUGCAAAUGUCUGUUUCCAUUACUCAAGGAAAUAUGCUCCAAUUUGGAUUUCCUAGUUAACCUAUUCUAGAAAUGACAUUUUGAAAGCUUCGCCCGUAGCGGGGAUUGAACCUGGGUAUCAAAACUCCGUAAUUAAUGAACUUAACGAAUUGACCGCAUGCGAAAACAUUUCUAAACUGCCGUUUAGGUGGUUUUAAGCGCAAAAAAUUAAUUUUUAUUUUUUUCCGUCUGUAAAUGGCCGGGAACCGAAUAAUUUAUAUAUGCCCAUAGACGUAACUUUGGGCGUAGAAUUUGAUUUUUCUAGUCUCAUCUCACACAACUUCCAUCUUCUGGUAGAAAAAAUCAAAUUUUUCGAAUUUUUAAAAUUUAAAAAUUUCUUUAAUUUUUUUAAAUAUCACAAUUAAAAUAAGAUUAAAAUUGACAAUUUUAGCUACAGAAUCCUGUUUUGAUCGAAACUUUUCGUGAACUUUGAACCGUUUUAUGAUUUUUUGAAAAUGACAUCUUUUUUGAUCUUCGAUGACAACUUUUCCAUGAAAAUAAAUUUUUGUUUCCAAAUUCCCUUUGGGCUUUUUCACACCCAUGGGGGGUACUACACUUUCCGCAUAGUAUCACUUUUUUUCAGGGGGGAACAUUGAAAACGUUUCCUUGUUAGACUAGAAAAAUCCACAUGGACUUCGAAAUUUAUCUGAAAAUAGUCCACUGCAAAAAAGCCACGUGGUACAAAUCAAACUUCAUCAGCACCUGAAUUUAGAAGUUUAUGAAUUUUCAAAAUUUAAUUUCAAUGUCAAACAUUUGCUCAUUUUCUAAAUUUAGAAUUUCAAAACUAUAUUUUUUCCCCAAAAAAAUCAGCUCCAAUUUUCGGAACACACCUCGGCCAAGCCGUGGCUGGCCAGAGUACAAUUUUUUGAAAAAUCUGAAUUUCAGUUUUUAGAGGUCAAACUUUGAAAAAUAAUAUUUUUUAGAGGACAAAAACUGAAAAAUUCACAAUUUUUGUACUGUAAAAAGUUAGCGUACAAUUUUUUAUUGUGGAAACCUCGAUUUUGGCCAAGGUGUGUUUCGGAAAUUCAAAAUUCUUCAAAGUGAACCCUCCUCAAAAUUCCAUUUUCUUUCCAGAGGCGACGAGAAUCGCGGAUCAAUCGAGCUCAAAAUCGACUACAACGAGCUCAGCGAUCAAAUCCUCAUCGACAUUUCCCGCUGUCGAGAUUUGGUAACUUUCGACAAAAAAGAAACGUGUAAUCCAUAUGUUUCGCUCAAAAUUGUGGCGUUGGAUGGUGGAAAAGAAGUUUAUAAGAAGAAAACGCCAACAGCGAAGAAUACCAGACAUCCACAUUUUGAUAAUCAGUGGGUUUUUUUUUACGUGGAAACGUCAGACUGCUAAAACGGAAGCUUGCGGGAAAAUAUAGAACUUAUCAUGCCGGAUCUGAAAAUUUCACUGAAAAUCAAUGAAAAUAUGGAUUUUCACUAAAAUUUUGAGAUCCCGCACAGGGAAAUCUAUCGUCAAUUUUUUUUUCGAGCGAAGCGGAACAUUCCGCGUGGAUAGUUAUGACGUGGAAAGGCUUAGGCUUCUUAAACCCCCCCCCCCGGAAAAAUCUAAUCAUAUUUUUUUCAGCUUCGAAAUCGAUAUGAAUUCAUCAGACCUGCUAAACCAUAAAAUCGUGAUCAAUGUCAAAGAUGAUACAAAUUAUGGAACAUUUGUGGCCAAGCCAGUUUUAGGAUGUUUGGAAAUUCGACUCGACUCAUUGAUUGAUCGAAAAUUAAGCCAAAGAUGGAUUCCGCUGAAUGUUGAAAGAAAAUAA